Molecule: messenger RNA, 690 nt
Organism: Photinus pyralis (common eastern firefly)
Lineage: Eukaryota; Metazoa; Arthropoda; Insecta; Coleoptera; Lampyridae
Gene: ND-ACP
Product: acyl carrier protein, mitochondrial
Exons: 3
Coding region: 139-579 (146 amino acids)
Biological process (GO): fatty acid biosynthetic process
Cellular component (GO): mitochondrion
Molecular function (GO): acyl binding; acyl carrier activity
Source: RefSeq, a predicted model, not a curated record
CGUUGUAUUGAUAGUGUGGUACGCAAAUCGUCCGAUAGGGUACGAAUACCGACCGAUACAUGCUAUUUUAAUUGUGAAAUCGAGAAAUAAAGGUAUCAAAAUUGUAGAAUUUUGGGGUCAUUUUAAAAAAGUGUAAAAAUGUCUACAAUUGCAAGAAAUUUCCGCUCAAUCGCUGUUAGGUCGCUUCGUAUAAGGUCGUACUCCAGGCCUGCCAUUGUAGGACUCCAGCGCCUGCAAAGUCAAAACGUUGAUAGACCUCAAACAGAUCUAAUAUCAAAACAGAGGCUGUCUGUGCCACUAGUGAGGAGUUACAGCGCGAAACCGCCCCUAACUUUAGACUUUAUAUCAGAACGUGUUUUAUUGGUACUUCGUCUUUACGACAAAGUCGAUCCUUGUAAGCUCAGUUUGGAGUCGCACUUUAUGAACGACCUCGGUUUGGACUCCUUAGAUCAUGUUGAAGUUAUAAUGGCGAUUGAGGACGAGUUCGGCUUUGAAAUACCCGAUAUGGAUGCAGAAAAAUUGCACCGACCUAAGGAUAUUGUUAGAUACGUCGCGGAUCGAGAAGAUGUUUAUGAGUAGAGAGUUAAGGCUUUUUUAAAUCUGUCAGAAUUAUUUAAUUAUUAAAUAACAUGUACUGUUCAUGUUUUGUAAAUUUAGUAGUGUCCGAAUGUGACUAAAUUUGUUCCUUUA